Messenger RNA from Orbicella faveolata, 3777 nucleotides. RefSeq names its product exocyst complex component 4-like. Gene Ontology annotation, biological process: exocytosis; Golgi to plasma membrane transport. NCBI's taxonomy places the organism in Eukaryota, Metazoa, Cnidaria, Anthozoa, Scleractinia, Merulinidae. The record is from RefSeq and is a predicted model, not a curated record. Gene Ontology annotation, cellular component: exocyst.
UCAAAACAAACAAGAUGGCGACUUUCAAGAGUAGGAACCAAGGCAAAGACUCAUCGUCUAAAAAGCUCUUGGAAGUCAUAAACACGUUGUUAAGCAGUGAUAAUGUGGAAAGACGAGUUAUUGAAAGGGAAAGGCUGCAGCAUGAACUGUCAGGAUAUGAUGACAAGCUAAACAGACAAGUUGAAGCACACCAAGAGCAUUUGAAGUCAAGCAUUCAAACAUUUACUGGAAUUUCCACCAGAAUUGCAGCAUCUCUUCAGAAAGUGAAGUCUCUAAGAGAAAAUUUGCUGGCAUGCAAGUCAUUACUACACUGCAAAAGAGAAGAGUUGAAGAAAUAUUGGAUGGAUGGCUUGGAGUACAAUGAAGUCCUCAAUCUCUUGGACAGAAUAGAUCAAGUUAAGAACGUUCCUGAACAGAUUGAGAAAUACAAGAAAAAGAAGUAUUACCUGCAUGCUACAGAGCUUCUUGUGUCCACAGUCUCUCUGCUUGAGGGAAGUUUGUCUGGAGUGGAGGCCUUGAGACAUCUUAGACUUGAUUUACAGUCAAGAAAGAAGGUGGAGCAUGAAUUGCUGAUAAAAGACUUGAACACUCAUCUGUAUCUGAAAUCAGAGAAGAGCAGACAGAAGAGAACAAAACUAGUGGCAUAUAUGACUGACAAUGCUUCUGUAGGAGCUAAAGAGUCGUCAUCCACUAUUGGUUCUGGAGGAAUCUUCAAGAAGUCCCACUCUCGUACUGCCUCAAGAUCUCUUUUGAUGGAUCCAUCAGCUUCACAUGACUCACAUUCAUCAACUGAGAUCACAGAAGACCUGAAUACUGACCCAGAGUCAGACAGUGAUCACUUCAUGAAUGUUCUAAUUGAAUCUCUAUCUCUGCUUGGAAAGAUUCCUGAAGCACUUGAGGCAAUCAAGAAGAGAAUGAAGAUAGAGAUGUCUUUGAUCAUUCACAGGGCUACCACUCUUGUUACUAAAAGGUUCCAGAAUCAGCCUCACUAUCUGCUGGAGCUCUUAGAAGUGGUGUUUGACCUGUUCAGGGGUGUGGCCCAUGCUCAUGAGACAGUUCUUUCAGCCAUUCAUAGAGUUAUUGUAAGGAGAAGAGAAGGCAUCAUGACGCCAUUGUACCGUUUUGAGGGCUCUUCAUCUGCCAUCAGUAUGAACACGUACAUAAGAGAAAGACGACAGGAGUGUAUGGCUGGAACAGCGAAUGAGGAGGACGAUGACACAUAUGGUGAACCACUUCACAACACCAAGCCACAGCUGUUAUGUAAACCAAACCCAAGGAACAUUACAGUUGUGUUCUGUCCCUUGAUGUCCUUUGUCAGUGAAAUAGAAGCGGCCAUCAAAACGCAGGGAGAGAUGAGAUGCACCCUGUAUGGUUUUAUCACAGACUACGUCAAAGAUAUUUUUAUCGAGGAAAUUCUGUUUGAUAUUCGUGAAAAGCUGAGGGAGGUGACCCUGGAUACAGACACCUUUAGAAGAACUACUGAUGCCAAUAUAAUGAAGCUUCUUGGAGCAAGUAGACCCCUUCUGCAGAGCACUGCCACAGUAGAACAACUGAUACAGGAUCUCAAGAAUCUAAUGCACAGCUUACCCAACUACUCAUCGCAAUUCCUGGAAAUGGUGUGCAAAAUGCUUACCAUUUUUAAGGAUAGCUGUUAUGAGACAUACAAAGUUCUGCUGAAGUACAGUGGAGAGGGCGAUAAGCCCACGCGUGUUUUCAGUGCCAACUGGACCAAAGAUGAAGACAUCAGUCGCUGCCUGAGGUCUCUACCCAACUGGCCUGGCAUUCAGCACCACCAUUCACAUCGACAUAGAAAGGAAGACGAAGAACAAGAUGUAGAGGCGGUGAGAAAACGAAAUCAGAAGGAGACUGACAUACUGACUGAUAAUCUGGCUAAACAUCUUCUAAAUGACUCUGAAGUUCUAUUUCAAACACGUGACCACAGGACUUUGGCAAACCUGCAGGAGAGUAUGGAGUGGUUAGCCGGUCACAUACGUGGUUUUACCACAAGCCUGACAGCCCAGUCCACAGCUAUAAGCCUUGUCACGUCUGAGUCACAAGAGAGAAUCAAGCCGAGAGAGGUUAACUCUGGCUAUGGAUUCACCUACGUGUACGGUAGAAAUUGGUCAAACUACGUGUGCAAUUCUAACGCCAUGGACCCCGACUCCAAUGUGAAUAAUCUAAACAAGAGUCUGUCAUCAUUUGAGGAGAUAGCGACGGCCUGCAUGGGGCACUACAAGUUCAGAUACCUGUUUGAAGGAGUAGGGUUCCUCGUAUCGUCCAUUCUCAUUUCAAACAUUUCAGAGAUAAAGAGGAUCAAUCAAAACGGCAUCAAGAAAAUGUGUCGUAACAUUUUUGCUAUCCAGCAAAACUUGACAAAUAUAACAAUGUCUCGAGAGGGAGACCUGGACCGGGCCCGACAGUACUACGAACUGCUGUACUCUAACCCGGAAGAAAUACUGUCGUCCAUUGAUGAGCAAGGAGCCAAGUUCUCCCAAAGAGAAUACGCUGACCUAUUGUCAUUGCAGGCACGAAGUCAGACCAUCAGAGAUAACAGCGCUCAUGAAGACAGACUGAAAAGGCUUAAUAAAAUAUUACACAAGUAGUCAAUAACUAAGAUAUUCAUCAAAUGGUCAAUAACUAGUAAAAUACUCAGCAAAUAGUCAAUAACUGAGACAUUCGAAACAGUCCAUAACUAAGAUAUUCAACAAAUAGUCAAUAAUUGAGACAUUCAACAAAUGAUCAAAUUGUACUUCCUAAAUUUCUCAGCAGAUGAGUCAGUACGGUUUUGAGUUCCGGCAAAUAAGUAGCAUCGAAAGUCUCCACGCAGUUAUUCUGACAUGAUCAACGUUUAAUUUCUCUUUUGCCGUUUACUUGGGUUUAGUAUAGCAGGUGCAGAGAAAAUAGUACGCGUGUCAUUUGCUUCUGAUUAUUUUACCAUGGAGAGGUUUAAGAUUUAUUGCCACGGAGAGGUUUAAGAUUUAUUGUCAGUUUUAAUCUAGCGCUCUUGUCAUUUGGCAGGUAUCUUAAAUUUUGAUCAUUUUUCAGUUGUCGCCAAGAAUGUAUAGGUCGGGAAAAAAAAUUCUGUUAAAAGGUUCCCGCAAUUAUAAAUUAAGGGGGCGCUUGAUUUUUAUCUCUAAAAAGAGAUUAUUCCACCAGUGUCAGGCAACAAUGAUUCCUUCAGUACAAGACAUCUCUCUCUGCUAUGAAUCGACUGAUAGGUUUUCUUUGAUCUGCUAAUGAAAUAAAAGUUGUUUGUAAAGAGGACACUAUAAGUCAAACAAAUACAUGUAGAUUCAACUGUGGACGGUUGUGAUGGGAUUGAACAAUAAAAAGUUACAAAAACGACAUGUAUAUAGGGUUAUACUUCAAAACAAAUUACGAACCGAGUUAUGUAAUGUGUUUGCGUUCAUAAUGUCAACAUAUAAAGACUAUAAAGAAAUUUUGAACAGUGAUCUUUGCACCGAGAGGGUUUUUGCGGCUAGUAUUACAGAGAUUGUUUUGUUUUGUUUUUUUUGUUUCGAAUAGAAUAGUGAAGACAAAAGCAUAAAAGUUAAGUAAAAGAUUAACGAAAAGAUAAAACAAGAGUUUUUUUAUGCUUUCAGCUAACCGCAGUGAGGUUAUUUUUUUAUCAGUCAUAUAAUAAAUUUGGAAACCAGCAGGACCUUAUAAUGUUAAGUUUGCCGUUAACGAUUUACGUAUCUAUAAAUCUCUGCCUACAAGUUGUGUAGCUUUCAAAAACAUUUCAAUGUUCAACUGAAAUAAAGCUAGUGUACCUUG